Molecule: messenger RNA, 2796 nt
Organism: Nanorana parkeri
Lineage: Eukaryota; Metazoa; Chordata; Amphibia; Anura; Dicroglossidae
Gene: FCHSD2
Product: FCH and double SH3 domains 2
Exons: 22
Coding region: 214-2544 (776 amino acids)
Biological process (GO): regulation of actin filament polymerization; neuromuscular synaptic transmission
Cellular component (GO): neuromuscular junction; recycling endosome
Molecular function (GO): protein binding
Source: RefSeq, a predicted model, not a curated record
UACCGGCAGAGCCGCCUCCUGUCUCCGUGCAGUGAUCGCCCCUCCCCCGCUCCUAUUACACGCCGCCCCUCCCCCAGCACUGUGCUGUGUGCCCGGCGCUCUCCAGUCUGUCUGUGGCCCUUCAUGGAGCCCCCCGGACUCCGGCACUGAUACAAAGCCCCGGGACCCGCCAGGGGAGGAGGAGGAGGGAGGCUGCACCCCAACAGCAGCACCAUGCAGCCCCCUCCGAGGAAGGUGAAAGUUACACAAGAGCUGAAGAACAUUCAGGCCGAACAGAUGACAAAGCUGCAAGCCAAGCACCAGGCGGAAUGCGAUCUUCUGGAAGAUAUGAGGACUUUCAGUCAGAAGAAGGCUGCAGUGGAAAGAGAGUAUGCUCAGACUAUUCAGAAAUUGGCCAGCCAGUACCUGAAGAAAGAGUGGCCGGUGUUAAAACCAGAUGAGAGAAGCGAGUACAGGAACAUAUACACAGUAUGGAAGUCGUACUUGGAAGGCACAAUGCAGGUGGCACAGUCCCGGAUUAACAUCUGCGAGAACUACAAGAACCUGAUCUCCGAGCCGGCCCGGACGGUGAAGCUGUACAAGGAGCAGCAGCUGAAAAGGUGUGUAGACCAGUUGACGAAGAUCCAGACGGAACUGCAGGAGACAGUGAAGGAUUUAGCCAAGGCCAAGAAGAAGUACUUUGAGGCCGAGCAGAUGGCACAUGCAAUGCGGGAGAAAGCCGACAUCGAUGCCAAAUCCAAACUUAGUUUGUUCCAAUCGAGGAUAAGUUUACAGAAGGCCAACGUGAAGUUAAAAGCCCGGAGGCAAGAGUGUAAUGCCAAGGCCACCCACGCCCGCAAUGACUAUCUCCUCACCCUGGCCGCUGCAAAUGCCCACCAAGACCGCUACUACCAGACGGACCUGGCAAAUACCAUGAAGACACUUGAUGGUAACGUAUACGAUCACCUAAAGGAUUACCUCAUGGCCUUCAACAGGACGGAGCUGGAGACGUGUCAAGCUGUCCAGAACACAUUCCAGUAUUUGUUAGAGACAUCUAGUCGGGCUUUCAUGCAGCUGAAGUUUCCGUCCUCGGUGAUGAGAGAUUACAACCUGCAGCUGUUUAUUCAGGAGAAUCCCGUAUUUCACAAAGCUCAGCCCUUCCAGUUCCAGCCAUGUGACAGUGACACGAGCUUUAGUGCUGUCCCGCUGGUGGAUAUCGAGCCCUCUCCUGUCAGUGCUAUGAGAAUGCUCUUGGCAAAGAGUCGGCAGCUGGAAUCGGAGACGGGCACCACGGAAGAGCACAGCCUGAACAAGGAGGCGCGCAAGUGGGCUACCCGAGUGGCAAGGGAGCAUAAGAACAUCAUCCACAGCCAGCGUGCCCUGGAUGAUCUAGAGUGUCAGAGCACGCCGCCUUCAGAGCAAGGCCGGGCGGAACUGGAGCAGAAAGUCGAAGAAGCCAGAGAGGGUAUUCGCAAAGCCGAGAUCACGAAGCUGAAGGCUGAAGCUCGCCUGGAUCUUCUGCGACAGAUCGGGGUGUCUGUGGACACGUGGUUAAAGAGCGCCAUGAACCAGGUGAUGGAAGAACUGGAGAACGAGCGAUGGGCCAGCCUUCCAACCUUGAUCAAUAACGGAUCAUCGCACUUGGGAAAUGCGGAUCUGGAGAGAGACGAUGGCGAAGAGAUGGAAGACAGCAUGGAUGCCUAUGAUGACAGCAGCUCAAGUCCUUCUGGAACACUAAGGAAUUAUCCGCUAACCUGCAAGGUCAUCUACUCGUACCAGUCGUCACAGCCCGACGAGCUGACCAUAGAGGAGCAUGAGAUGCUGGAAGUUAUAGAAGACGGAGACAUGGAAGAUUGGGUCAAGGCAAGGAAUAAAUCGGGUCAGGUGGGAUACGUGCCUGAAAAGUACCUCCAGUUUCCCACAUCCAACAGCCUGCUGAGCAUGUUACAGUCGCUGGCUGCUCUGGACAGCCGAUCUCACACAUCCAGCAACUCGAACGACGCCGAGAUGGUGUCUGGAAGUACGAACGGCGAUGCAAGUGUGUGUUUUGUGAAAGCACUUUAUGAUUACGAUGGCCAGACGGAAGACGAGCUGUCGUUUCCCGAAGGAGCCAUUAUCCGGAUCCUGAACAAGGAGAACCAGGACGACGACGGCUUCUGGGAGGGAGAGUUCAACGGUCGCGUUGGUGUUUUUCCAUCGGUGUUGGUGGAGGAGCUGGUGGGGUCUGAGAAUGGAGAUUCCCAGUGGAUAGAAGACAUUCAGAUAUCCCCCUUACCUAAACCCCAGACGUUCCUCCCUCCUCUGCCGCUGUAUGACCAGCCCCCCACCAGCCCCAUAUACAGUCCCGACAAGGCACGGGGCUCUCUGUACUUCCCCCGCUCCCCGUCUGUCACUGAAAAUAACAUAAACUUGGAAUCCCCUUCAACGUCGCAGCCUCCACGGAUCACCCCCGAUGGAUAUCAAGGCAAGCUACGUCCUGUGCGAGCGGCCCCACCACCGCCCACACAGGCCCACCGGCGGCAGCCGCCAGAAAAGACAGAAGAUGUAGAAAUUACAUUGGUUUAACAACGGCGUCUGGAAAACUGCUGCAAUCGCGCGCCAAAUGCGUCAUUUGGUCCGGAUCUUUUAGGCACCUUCUGCAUGUCGAGAUCCUGAGAGACGGGACGGAGAACACACGAUGGACAUUUUUGUGCCUUUUUUUUGUUUUUGUUUUUAUGUUUUAAUUCAAGUGGAAUCUGAGCUCCCCGAGUGGACACUAAUAGGGUUGUAAGUGCAAUCGCAGGCGCCGUCAUAGCAGUAGUGUAGUAUUGCAGCUCG